CUUAUUCCUCAGUAAUAAAAAGAUCGAUUGGGUAGGCUUUAUAUAUAUAAUCAUUGCGCAGCACAAAAACUCAGAUUAAUAUGGGUGGAAAAAUCUCAAAGAACAACAACGACACAGCCACAACAAGCAGCAGCAGCAAUAAUAAUAAUAAUAGCAUAUCAGGGAAAGCAUUCAACGGACUCGGUAAUCUCAUCAGGCUCCUCCCUACCGGCACCGUCUUCCUCUUCCAAUUCCUCAACCCCGUCGUCACCAACGACGGCCGCUGCGGCACCGUCCUCAACAAGUACCUCACCGGCGCUCUUCUUAUCAUCUGUGCUUUCAACUGCGUCUUCGCCAGUUUCACUGAUAGCUACACUGGCAGCGACAGCGCCCGCCACUAUGGCGUCGUCACGACCAAGGGGAUAUGGCCGUCUCCUGCUUCGGACGACGUCGACUUGAAGGCGUACAGGUUGAGGUUUGGGGACUUCGUGCAUGCUUUGUUCUCGCUGUUAGUGUUCGCCGUUUUGGGACUGUUGGACAACAACACCGUCCAGUGUUUCUACCCCAAGUUGGAGACACAGCAGAAGGUUCUGUUGCAGGUGUUGCCGCCGGCGAUCGGAGCGCUUUCCGGUGUGGUGUUCAUGAUGUUCCCUAAUAACCGCCAUGGUAUUGGGUACCCUGCAAGCUCCGACGACAAUGCUACCCGAAGCUCCCAAAAGCCCUAGUUUGGUGGUGGUUAAGUGUGUGCACGUAUGUAUGCAUUUAUGUGAUGUUUCUGUUUCGUUUGCUUUGAUGGACGACGAAGACGACGUAUAUUUAUCAAUUUGACUAAUUUUGUUCGUAAAAAAAUAAAAAUAAAAAUCCAAUAAAAAGAAAAAUUAUAUACUUAUGACA
Prosopis cineraria is the source of this 873-nucleotide messenger RNA. Its product is annotated as protein DMP2-like. The transcript has a single exon. Bases 81 to 704 code for a protein of 207 amino acids. Gene Ontology annotation, biological process: endomembrane system organization. The record is from RefSeq and is a predicted model, not a curated record. Lineage: Eukaryota; Viridiplantae; Streptophyta; Magnoliopsida; Fabales; Fabaceae.